CAUCCUGUCUCUUUGUCAUUCUCGAAUUGAGCGGUCGCGUGAGAAGUGGAAAAGGCCGCUACCGCAAACGGAAUUAUUAAUUCCAGGUGAAAAUGGGAGCAUCGUCCGAGUCCGUGCGCCUCUAUUUCAGGUUGCAGCAGAAGAUGAAGAAAUGCGACGACGAGACGGUGGUUUAUCGCAUGCAGAAGAAGCUGGAGCGGCUGCGCGAAGGGUUUCCGGUGUGGAUCGAGCACCCUGGGUGGAACCUGGCGACGGCGGACAUGUCGGUGGUGCUGUGCAUCGGCGGCGACAGCCGGAUGAACGCCGGCGUGGCCAAGGACGUGUGCGACGCCUUCCCGGCCAACCGCAGGUUCCUGUCCGGCGAGAGCAGGCGCGGCCGCGGGCUCAGGGUGGGCCAGGUGGUGCCCGUGACCAAGCAACUGUCCACCAGGACGGGACUGAAGGGCGCCCAGUACAUCUUCAACCUGGUGACCAAGAGGAGGCACCACGACCGCGCCACUUACAGGGGCCUCGAGCUGGCCCUGCGGAACCUGCUGCGCCAGGUCAGGGAGCGGAGGAUCACCAAGCUGGCCCUGCCGAUGCUCGGCUGCGGCCGCGACCGCCUCUCCUGGCACAGGGUGCGCAACCUGAUCGAGAAAGUCUUCUGUCAGUACCCCAUCAGGCUGCAUCUCUGCCUCCUCGAUGAUUGAUUUUGAUUUAUACUG
Cloeon dipterum is the source of this 704-nucleotide messenger RNA. RefSeq names its product ADP-ribose glycohydrolase OARD1-like. Lineage: Eukaryota; Metazoa; Arthropoda; Insecta; Ephemeroptera; Baetidae. Gene Ontology annotation, biological process: peptidyl-glutamate ADP-deribosylation. The record is from RefSeq and is a predicted model, not a curated record. Bases 93 to 689 code for a protein of 198 amino acids. The transcript has 2 exons.